AAUUUUUAAGGGGGAUUUUUCCCCUCAAACUUUUUUUUUCUCCGCUCUACCAGACUGCGGUGAUUUUAAAAUUUUUAGGUGGAUUUUCCCCCUCAAACUUUUUUUUCUCCGCUGUACCAGUAAAAAAACACUGAUUCUCAAAAACCAUAAUGUAUGUUCUGCGCACUUUUGACUGCGGAGAUUUUUAAAAUUUAAGAUAUAGUUUCCGCCUUUAACCAAUUAUUUUUUCCCCUGUUACACAUAAAGUUUAAACAGUGUAUACACACUUCAACACUAUUUAUUUCCCUUUUCAGACAGUUCAGUUAAUAUUCAACCAUCGUUCAAUCAGGUUCUGUUAGUUUUAAUCAAGUUUAAUUCAUUUAAGUUUUUUUAUUUUUUUUUUAUAAAAAAUGAAUUUUCAACAAAUUAACAACAGUUUUUGUUCACUUGUUUCGUUAGUACGAAACAAUGCAUAUCCUACAUAUCCAGAAUUCACUACAUUUAUAUCAAGAUUGAAAACAUUCAAUUUAUUUCCGUUGACUUCAUCUCAAGAUAAAUACUCAUUAGCUGAAAGCGGUUUUAUAUAUUCAGGGAAAAAAGAUAUUGUUGAAUGUUUUUGCUGCGGUAUUAUAUUGCAUCGUUGGGAAAAAGAAGAUAAUCCAUGGAUUGAACAUUCAAGAUGGAAUCCGAAAUGUGUUUUUGUAUUAUUAUCAAAAGGAAAUCAGUUUGUUGAAAAUGUAGUAAAAAAAUAUGGUUCUAUCGAAUUAGGUAGCUACAGCAAUAUACAAAGUGAAGAUUGUUCAUUUAUGUACGAGUUAUUACAAUUUCAUUUUAAUUCAUUGUCGAACAUGAUAUUACAAGAUUUAGUGAUGUAAUAUAAAAAAAGUUUCUUAAUUUAUUUUAAUUUAUCGUUCUUGUAAAA
This is a messenger RNA of Aphis gossypii (cotton aphid), 901 nucleotides long. RefSeq names its product death-associated inhibitor of apoptosis 1-like. Gene Ontology annotation, biological process: positive regulation of protein ubiquitination; negative regulation of apoptotic process; regulation of cell cycle. Gene Ontology annotation, molecular function: cysteine-type endopeptidase inhibitor activity involved in apoptotic process; ubiquitin protein ligase activity. NCBI's taxonomy places the organism in Eukaryota, Metazoa, Arthropoda, Insecta, Hemiptera, Aphididae. The record is from RefSeq and is a predicted model, not a curated record. Bases 390 to 854 code for a protein of 154 amino acids. The transcript is spliced from 4 exons. Gene Ontology annotation, cellular component: nucleus; spindle microtubule; cytoplasm.